GGGAGGAAUCCAGCAAGUCCAGGAUAUGACCUCAGUUAUUUCUUUGACUUUUCUUAGGUAAUAAUCCAACGAUGGUUUAUUCGGGCGAUCCGCGAGACGGACAUAUACUAAUUUCGCAAGAUAUGAAGAAGCUUCGAAUCUUCCAUGCUGCCGGUUGUUGUUUCCUGUGAUUUCCGUUUCCUCCUUCAUACCACUUAUGUCUUUAUCAUUUAGUUAACACGAGACACGAUCAGCUCCUCUUUUUCGGAAUUAUUGCUUCAUCUAUUCUUUUGUUUGGGAGUUUGUCGUUGAAGCCGCCAGAUGAAAUUUCGACUCUUUAGAAUCACACGCUUUAUGCUUUGGCUAAUUCCGCUGUUAUGGAACUUAACUUGCCAUGUUUUGACAUUAGAGAGCUCCCAAGUCUCGCCUGUGGAUCGUAGUGAGCAAGGCUUUGAUGUUUUAUUCCCACCAUUAAGCCGUCCAAGCCGAUCUAUUUUGUCUUUUUCAACUAAGCCCAGUACGACCCUUGUUGCUUCCCUAGAUGGGACAAUAUACUUGGUGGAGAUUGGUUCUAUGAGGGUAAUAUGGUCAUUUUCUACUGGAUCACCAAUCUACCACUCGUAUCAAGCUCCUCUCAUCAAGGAUAAUGUUAAAGAAAAUGUGUGUGGAUUAGAUAGCGGGUUCAUUGAAUGUGGAGAUGAUUGGGCACUAUAUAUGGAAAGCAAGCACUCCCGUAAAAUGAGACUCCCAAUAUCUGUUGCAGAUUUUGUUGCGGCUACACCUACCUUUUCAGAUGAUGGAGGUGUUAUUCUUGGAUCCAAAAGAAUUACUUUGUUUGAAGUUGAUGCUAUAAGUGGAAAGCUCAUUCGAAGCUAUGCUGCUGAUAAUCUUUCUGCUCUGUCUAGUAAUGACAUGCAUAGUGUAACAAAUAUUGUCAGGACAAAGGAUAAAGAUUUGGGUGAUCCUGCAAUGCCAAGCACACCAGAGCUUCUGCUUAAAAUAAUUAGAACAGAUUAUUCUCUACAAGGUGUAGGUCCUAGAUCUGGAAAAGUUUUGUGGACUAUGAAUGUAGCUGAAUUUAAGGCUUCAUUAUUCUGUGGACAUAAUGAAAAUCUGUAUGCUGGGGUUUCAUUAGAUUCAGAGGAUAAAUAUGUCUCCAACAAUGACUUGGAUUUUGCUAUGCCAUAUGCAUGUCACGAGUUAGAAGAAGUCCAUCGCUUGCGAAAGAAUCUUCUUUUUGGUGAUCUCACUGAAAGUUUGCCCGGGGACUAUCAUGAUAAGAAAAUGCUUCCAGUGCCUACUUCUGAUCUGAGGCUUCUUCCACAAUCUAAUCUAGAUACAUCAUUAAAUCAACAUGUCGAUAAUAUGGCACUUCCUACUUAUCCAAACGUGUUGCCUUCUUUGCCUCAAAAUUUGAACCCCCACGACAAUCAUGAUAAUGCAGCCAUUCUCUCUCAACCUCCCACAGAGAUUAGUGCACGAGGGGAAGUUGAUGGAAACAAGGUGAUAGAAUGGCCUAGAUCAUCUUUAUUAUUGUUUUUGCUCUUACUUCUGGGUCUUUUGAUGUAUCAUCUUCCAGUGGUCAAAAGGCUAGUUAUAUUGGUGGUCCGAAAUGGUGGAUCUGAAAUAAAAGGUUCUCCUCUUAAGAAAAAAAGAGCCCGUAAGUCAGGGAAAAAAAGUGGCAAUGGUGACAAAGGAAAUAAGAAUCUAUCGUCAGAAGAUGAGGGCGUAAUGGCAAGUGGCAAAAUUGCAAGGGAAGCAUUGCCACAUGUUGAAAAAGUUGAAGGAGCCGAAGGACGUCAAAUUGGUAAACUCUUCGUAUCAAAUAAAGAAAUUGCCAUGGGAAGUAAUGGUACUAUAGUCCUUGAGGGAAUGUAUGAAGGUCGGGCAGUUGCUAUCAAACGUUUGGUCCUGGCCCAUUAUGAUAUUGCUGAUAAAGAAAUUCAAAAUCUUAUUGCAUCUGACCAUCAUCCUAACAUUGUCCGAUGGCAUGGGGUUGAACGUGAUCAAGAUUUUAUAUAUCUUGCUCUGGAACGUUGUGUAUGCAAUUUAGGUGAUUUGAUUCAGGUUUACUCAGAUUCCUCUUCAAAACCAAUGUCUAGUAAAAACCAAUCUUCUGAAUGUUUGAAGGUCCAAAUAGAGAUGGGAAACAAUAACAUACAAGAGCUUUGGAAAGCAAAUGGAUAUCCGUCCUCUUUAUUAUUGAAGUUGAUGAGGGAUAUAGUUUCUGGACUUGUUCAUUUACACGAAUUGGGAAUUAUCCAUCGUGAUUUGAAACCUCAGAAUAUUUUGAUAACUAAGGAAAGACAUUUGGGUGCAAAAGUUUCUGAUAUGGGUAUCAGCAAACGCCUUCUUGGAGAUAAAUCUUCCUUUAGUCAUAAUGGUACUGGUUGUGGCAGUUCAGGUUGGCAAGCACCAGAACAGAUUGAUCGAGGACGUCAAACCCGAGCAGUAGAUUUAUUUAGUUUAGGUUGUCUUCUCUUUUUUUGCAUUACUAAGGGUAGACAUCCAUUUGGAAAGCGUCUUCUUGAACGUGAUUUCAAUAUUGUGAAAGAUCGAAAGGACCUUUCUCCGGUGGAGUUCAUUCCUGAGGCUAAAGAUCUUGUUUCUUCCUUAUUAAACCCAACUCCUGAGUCAAGGCCAAAGGCUAUUGAAGUGCUGCGCCAUCCUUUUUUCUGGAGUUCUGAGAUGAGACUAUCAUUUCUUCGUGACGCUAGUGAUAGGGUAGAACUAGAAGAUAGGUUGACUGGUUCUAGUCUUUUAAUGGCAUUAGAAAGUAUUGCGCCAGAGGCUUUUGAUGGUGCAAAUUGGGAUAAAAAGAUAGAACCUGCCUUCAUUGCUGACAUUGGCCGAUACAGGCGAUACAAGUUUGGCAGUGUUCGUGACUUGUUGCGAGUUAUGAGAAACAAGCUGAACCAUUAUAGAGAAUUGCCUCAGGAAAUUCAGGAACUUCUAGGACCAGUUCCAGAAGGAUUCAACGAGUACUUUGCUAGUCGAUUUCCUAAACUUUUAAUUAAAGUGUAUAAAAUUGUGCAUGAAUAUUGCGAGCACGAGGAAUGUUUCAAUAGGUAUUUUCAAAAUGUUGAUUAGGACAAGUGUUAUCUGUAAAUUGAACCGUCAUAAUCUAAUCUAAUGUAAAGUGCUGCAAUAUUGCCUGAGUA
Molecule: messenger RNA, 3140 nt
Organism: Prosopis cineraria
Lineage: Eukaryota; Viridiplantae; Streptophyta; Magnoliopsida; Fabales; Fabaceae
Product: serine/threonine-protein kinase/endoribonuclease IRE1a-like
Exons: 7
Coding region: 301-3069 (922 amino acids)
Biological process (GO): IRE1-mediated unfolded protein response; intrinsic apoptotic signaling pathway in response to endoplasmic reticulum stress; mRNA processing
Cellular component (GO): IRE1-TRAF2-ASK1 complex
Molecular function (GO): ATP binding; RNA endonuclease activity; protein serine/threonine kinase activity
Source: RefSeq, a predicted model, not a curated record